This is a messenger RNA of Lampris incognitus (smalleye Pacific opah), 2237 nucleotides long. It is a transcript of the gene ecrg4a, whose product is annotated as ECRG4 augurin precursor a. The record is from RefSeq and is a predicted model, not a curated record. Gene Ontology annotation, biological process: central nervous system development; anaphase-promoting complex-dependent catabolic process; G1 to G0 transition. The coding region runs from base 218 to 652 and encodes 144 amino acids. The transcript is spliced from 4 exons. NCBI's taxonomy places the organism in Eukaryota, Metazoa, Chordata, Actinopteri, Lampriformes, Lampridae.
UCGAGAUGGAAAAGUACUGUACACGCACACGUAGAUCCACUUUAGGGUGAAAAACCCCCCGACCACAGACGUCUUGUUUCUCUGGGCAGGGAGGUGAGGGACAUUCCUCAGCCACAGGCCAGUUUCCACUCAGAGCCCCUGGCUCAGAUCACGCCAGCGUUCUGCUGCUGUUGCUUUCGAGCAGGUUUCUUCAGAGGAAAGGGGGGACCGGGACACGAUGGCUUCCCAGCAGCUCCUGUUGAGGUUAAUGGGGCUCAGCGUGUUGCUGACGGUGUUGGCUCUCGGAGAUGUAUCCAGUGACAGCAGCCUACACAAGGUCUUGAGGAAAAGAGAAGUGGCAGGUGGCGGUAGCGCACCCCCAAAGUCUGCAGUUGCAGUCGCUCCUUCCAAAGCUCAGGAGUUUCUGGCAAAGCUGAGAACAAAGAGGAACAUCUGGGACCGCAACCGACCGGACGUCCAGCAGUGGAUUAUGCAGUUCAUGUACAUGGGCUUUGAUGAGCAGAGGUUGGAGACCGACCUGUCUUACUGGAUGGACCAAGCUCGCAGCAGUGACCAAGGCCGCCAACACCAUUAUGAUGAAAACGCCCCCAUCGGCCCGCGGUACCCCGGCUCCUACAGACACGGAGCAAAUGUCAACUAUGACUACUACUAACUGCAAUGUCUCUCUCUCUCUCUCUCUCUCUCUGUCUCUCUCUCUCUCUCUCUCUCUCUCUGUCUCUCUCUCUCUCUCUCUCUCUCUCUCUCUCUCUCUCUCUCUCUCUCUCUCUCUCUCUCUCUCUCUCUCUGUCUCUCUCACACACACACACACACAUGAAACGGCUUGUUUCUGGGGGCCAUGUUUCUGAAAUGUUCUCACCCACAAAUCUGUGCUCACACACUCGUGGGUUGGAUCCUCAGCACAUCCUGCAUACUAACAGAACCGUACAAAGCUGAGUUUUAACUACCCAAUGAAACACGUUUAGUAUGCAUCGUAAAUCUAUCACACUGUCCUCAGUCACCCGAUGCAAGUGACAAGUGGAUAUGGCCCAUGCAACCUAUAUCACCAUGGUAACUAUGCAACAUCACCAUUUUCUGUCGGAGUAGUGUCCAGCCCAUUCAUAUUUGAUUUAUAAGCAGAAACAGUAUACGUACAUCCGGGCAUGUUUGCACACUACGACGAUUUAAAUGUAGUACAUUAAAAAUGGGUAUUCCAUAGCAAGUAUUAUUGCCGUAGUAGUGGUAUUCCAUAGAAUAUUAUAGCCCCCGGUGGCACAGUGGUUAGCACGGUCGCCUCACAGCAAGAAGGUCCUGGGUUCGAGCCACGGGGUAGUCCAACCUUGGGGGUCGUCCCGGGUCGUCCUCUGUGUGGAGUUUGCAUGUUCUCCCCACUUCUGUGUGGGUUUCCUCCCACAGUCCAAAGACAUGUAGGUCAGGUGAAUCAGCUGUACUAAAUUGUCCCUAGGUGUGAAUGUGUGUGGGCCCUGUGUGAUGGCCUGGCGGCCUGUCCAGGGUGUCUCCCCGCCUGCCGCCCAAUGACUGCGGGGAUAGGCUCCAGCAUCCCUGCGACCCUGGCUAGGAUAAGCGGCUUGGAUAAUGGAUGGAUGGAUUUUAGCCCUCAGGUUUGUCUUAUAGAGAAGCUGUACAGCUUGUGUGACCCCUGAAUUUACACGCCCGUUGGCUAACAUCGGUGUCUUUGCAAACCUAAGUGACUGCUAGUUAAUUGCACGAGGUAGACAGACACUAGAUGUCAGGGGGAAGGAGUAAUAAAAUAAACCGUCCGGCUCUGCUGCUGUCUGCAAGACAAACCCGACGGCUAAAAAAAUUCCACGAGCGCGUUAAGAACAAACUUCAUGAACAAGACCCCUGAUAAAUCCUCAAGACGUCUACUUUUCUCAGUCUCCGUCCAAGUCUUUGAGAAAACAAAACCUCUGUUGAGGACAAAUACUUGAUCCAAGCCCCUGACUCAGGACCAGAGUUCAACACACAUUACACUCUCCCACCGCAUCUUCAGCCUCCACCUCAUCCCUCACAUAUUAGCGCAUUUAUGUGUUUUCAUGUCUUAUAUGAAUGCUACAUAAGUCUGAUUCAAAUUAAUUUGUCUUUUUCUUUUCUUAGUCCAGAAGUUAUCUCCUCCCUGCUCUCUUGAUAAGGCAUAGCUUAGUUUGCUGACUUGCAUGUACUGCUGCUGAAACCUCACAUUUGUAGAAUUCAGUGUGUAAUCGUCAAAAAGGAUUUUGUAAAUAAAGCUAAUGCUAACG